This is a messenger RNA of Clunio marinus, 306 nucleotides long. The record is from the annotation of a GenBank genome assembly. NCBI's taxonomy places the organism in Eukaryota, Metazoa, Arthropoda, Insecta, Diptera, Chironomidae.
AUGGAAGAAUUAUGGGCUAGAAAUGGUGAUAAGAUAAAAGCUACCACUGGUCUUACCUUAAAUUUAGAAUUGCGUGCCAAAAAUGGAAGAGAAAUCCUUUUUAAAGCUUCCUGUCAAACUGUUUUCACCUUUUUAAUUAAUCAUAUUUUUCCAUAUCGAACUAUCUUUUACAAAAUCUCCAUAUUGAAUAAUAAAAAUUCUCUUUGUAAAGGUGCAACUCUGAUUUCAAAGCACGUUUUCCAAACUUGUUAUAGCCUGGACGUUUCUUUAAUUGGUGAUCAAACAUGCUCUUUGUGUUCUCUUUAA